Messenger RNA from Penaeus indicus, 4083 nucleotides. RefSeq names its product myosin heavy chain, muscle-like. The annotation marks the transcript as partial. Lineage: Eukaryota; Metazoa; Arthropoda; Malacostraca; Decapoda; Penaeidae. Gene Ontology annotation, molecular function: ATP binding; actin filament binding; microfilament motor activity. The record is from RefSeq and is a predicted model, not a curated record. The transcript is spliced from 19 exons. Gene Ontology annotation, biological process: sarcomere organization; muscle contraction. Gene Ontology annotation, cellular component: myosin II complex; cytoplasm; myosin filament.
CCCACCCCUGCAGGCGCCUCCCACUCCUUCGACAGGGGAUAUGUACACCCACAAGGGCCCUGCUGCUCAGUGGUCGCUGAGGGGACCGUGGUCUGCUAGGGGUGCUGCUGGCUGAUCGGUUGUAAUCCAAGAGCACAUUACCGUAGGUGUGAAUCUGUGAACAGCAACUCCUAAGCCGCCACCAGCAUGCCAGGCCACGCCGUGAAAAGCACGGGACCUGAUCCUGACCCCUCAGAAUUCCUGUACGUUUCCCUGGAGCAGAAGCGCAUCGACCAAACCAAGCCUUACGACGCGAAGAAGUCCUGCUGGGUCCCCGACGAGAAGGAAAGUUAUGUCUUGGGCGAAAUUCAAGGAACCAAGGGCGACCUGAUAAGUGUUAGCGUUCCGGGAGGAGAAACGAAGAACUUCAAGAAGGACCAGGUGACUCAGGUCAACCCUCCUAAGUAUGAGAAGUGCGAGGACAUGUCCAACUUGACCUACCUUAACGAUGCCUCUGUCUUGUACAACUUGAAGAGUCGCUACCAGGCUAGACUUAUCUACACCUACUCUGGCCUCUUCUGCAUCGCCGUCAACCCGUACAAGCGCUUCCCCAUCUACACCAACCGCACCGUCAAGAUCUACCAGGGCAAGAGGCGUAAUGAGGUGCCUCCCCAUCUCUUCGCCAUCUCCGACGGCGCCUACAUGGCCAUGAUUCAAGGCGGAAAUAACCAGUCAAUGCUGAUCACUGGGGAGUCUGGCGCCGGCAAGACUGAGAACACGAAGAAGGUGCUGUCCUACUUCGCCAACGUCGGCGCGUCAACUAAGAAGAAGGAAGGCGAGAAUAGGCCGAACUUGGAAGAUCAGAUUGUCCAAACAAACCCUGUCCUGGAGGCUUUUGGCAACGCCAAGACAGUUCGAAACGACAACUCUUCCCGCUUUGGUAAGUUCAUCCGCAUCCACUUCGCCCCCAACGGCAAGCUCUCUGGCGGCGACAUCGAGGUGUAUCUGCUGGAGAAGGCUCGCGUCAUCUCGCAGCAGUCUCUCGAGCGCUCCUACCACAUCUUCUAUCAAAUAAUGUCCGACCAGGUCCCAGAAAUUAAACCUUUGUGUCUCCUGAGUAACGAUAUCUACGACUACCACUAUGUGUCUCAAGGCAAAGUCACUGUCGCUUCCAUCGACGACAAAGAAGACAUGGAGUUCACUCACCAAGCCUUCGACAUUCUGAACUUCAGCAAGGAAGAACGAAGUGAUUGCUACAAGGUGACAGCGGCUGUCAUGCAUUUAGGCAACUGCAAGUUCAAGCAGAGGGGUCGCGAGGAACAGGCCGAGCCUGACGGCACUGAUGCCGGCAAUUUGGUGGCAAAAUUGCUUCUCUGCGAUGGCGACGAACUGUACAAGAACUUGUGCAAACCCAAGAUUAAGGUCGGCGCCGAAUUUGUAACUCAGGGCAGAAACGUAGAUCAAGUGACCUACUCUGUUGGCGCCAUGGCCAAGGCGCUGUUCGAUCGCGUCUUCAAAUGGAUGGUCAAGAAGUGCAACGUCACACUCGAAACUGGCCAGAAGCGCGCCAUGUUCAUCGGAGUGCUUGAUAUCGCCGGUUUUGAGAUCUUCGAUUUCAACGGCUUCGAGCAGAUCUGCAUCAACUUCUGUAAUGAGAAGUUGCAGCAGUUCUUCAACCACCACAUGUUCGUGCUAGAGCAGGAGGAGUACAAGAAAGAGGGAAUUGACUGGCAGUUUGUCGAUUUCGGUAUGGAUCUGCAGGCCUGCAUUGAACUUUUCGAGAAGAAAAUGGGCAUUCUCUCCAUCCUGGAAGAGGAGUCCAUGUUCCCAAAGGCAACGGACAAAACCUUUGAGGAGAAACUGAAGACCAACCACCUUGGGAAGUCUCCCUGUUUCAUCAAGCCCAAACCUGCCAAGCCCGGCCAGGCCGAGGCCCACUUCGCCAUCGUCCACUACGCCGGCACGGUGCCCUACAACCUUUCUGGCUGGCUCGAGAAGAACAAGGACCCCCUCAACGACACCGUCGUGGACCAGCUCAAGAAGGCCGGCAACGCUCUCAUCGUGGAGCUGUUCUCUGACCACCCCGGCCAGACCGGUGACGCCGGUGGCGGAAAAGGUGGACGAGGCAAGGGAUCAGGUGGCUUUAAAACGGUGUCGUCUGGGUAUAGGGAGCAGCUAAACAACCUGAUGAAGACCCUGAACUCAACGGAGCCUCAUUUCAUCCGCUGCAUUGUCCCCAACGAGACCAAGUCACCAGGUGUUGUUGAGGCUCCCCUCGUUAUGCAUCAGCUGACCUGCAACGGUGUGCUCGAGGGCAUCCGUAUCUGCCGCAAGGGCUUCCCCAACAGGAUGCCUUACCCUGAUUUCAGGCACCGCUACAAGAUCCUGGCCCCCAAGGAGAUGGCUGAGGGCACCGAAGAUAAGAAGGCAGCCAUAGCGUGCUUCGAAAAGGCUGGUUUAGACGCAGAAAUGUAUCGCUGUGGCAACACCAAGGUAUUUUUCCGCGCUGGAGUGCUUGGUAAUCUCGAAGAAAUUCGUGACGACCGGCUUUCAAAGAUCUUGUCUUGGCUUCAAGCCUGGAUCCGAGGCUUCUCUGGCAGGAAAUCCUACGAGAAACUUAUGGAACAGAGGACCGCUCUCAUCGUUGUUCAGCGCAACUUGAGGAAGUACAUGCGUCUGCGCAACUGGGGUUGGUUCCGCAUGUGGCAGAGGGUGAAGCCUUUGCUCAACGUUACUCGCGUAGAGGAUGAAAUCCGAGCCCUCGAGGAGAAGGCAGCCAAGGCUCAAGAAAACUAUGAACGCGAAGCCAAACUUCGCAAGGAACUUGAAGCAGCCAACGUAGCCUUGCUGGAAGAGAAAAAUAACCUCUUGGUCACUCUUGAAUCUACCAAAGGCAAUGUUUCUGAUUUCCUGGAUAAGCAAGCUAAGCUUCAGGCCCAGAAGACCGAUUUGGAGGCGCAGCUCAAGGAAGUAACGGACCGCUUACAGAGGGAAGAGGAAUCUCGAAAUCAGCUCUUCCAGGGCAAAAAGAAAACCGACCAAGAAAUUGGCGGUUUGAAGAAGGAUGUGGAAGAUCUUGAACUCGCUGUUCAAAAGGCUGAACAAGACAAAUCUACCAAGGACCACCAGAUCCGCAACCUGAACGACGAAAUCGCCCACCAGGAUGAGCUGAUCAAUAAAAUCAAUAAAGAAAAGAAACAUCUCCAGGAAUGUAACCAAAAGACUGCCGAGGAUCUGCAGAACGUCGAAGACAAGUGCAAUCACCUAAACAAAGUUAAAGCAAAGCUUGAGCAGACGCUUGAUGAGCUCGAGGACUCUCUUGAGAGAGAGAAGAAACUUCGGGGAGAGGUUGAAAAGUCCAAGAGGAAGGUUGAGGGCGAUUUGAAACUGACUCAGGAAGCCGUUGCUGAUCUCGAACGCAACCAGAAAGAACUGGAACAAACUGUUCAGCGAAAGGACAAAGAAAUCUCGUCAAUUUCUUCAAAGCUGGAGGAGGAGCAAGGUUUGGUUGGAAAGAGCCAGCGCCAGGUCAAGGAACUCCAAGCUCGCAUCGAAGAGCUCGAGGAAGAAGUUGAACACGAGCGUCAAUCGCGCUCGAAGUCCGAGAAAUCGAAGACGCUGCUUGCACGCGAACUCGAAGAGCUCGGCGAGCGGCUGGACGAGGCCGGAGGCGCCACCGCCGCCCAGAUCGAACUCAACAAGAAGCGCGAGGCUGAACUUGUGAAACUGCGCCGCGAACUAGAGGAGGUGAACAUCCAGAAUGAGGCCGCAGUCGCUGGGCUGCGAAAGAAGCAUAAUGACGCCGUUGCCGAAAUGUCGGAUCAGAUCGAUCACCUGAACAAGAUGAAGGCUCGGGCUGAGUCUGAUAAGGAGGCUCUGAAACGAGAGGCUGAUGACGCCAAGGCUGCCAUGGACGCUCUCUCUCGCGACAAAGCCGCAGCUGAAAAGAGCAUCAAGCAACUUCAGCAUGAACUGAACGACUCGCAUUCGAAGCUGGACGAGGCCAACCGCACGCUCAAUGACCUGGAUGCCUCGAAGAAGAAACUGGUGGUUGAGAACGGUGACCUCCUCCGCCAAGUUGAAGAGGCCGAGGGCCACAUCAAU